AUGCUUUGCGCUUGCAGCAAGGAUGCGAAUGGGGGUGUCGCUGGAUUUGCAAGGAACUCAGGAACAAGCAAGCGGAAGAAGAGAAGAAAAGGAAGAAUCAAUGCAGGAACCGGGAACUUUAUUGCCUUGAUCAUCGCGAGGAAUUUUGUGAUGCAUAGGAGCACGGACUGUGCUGGACACAGCGAAUGGCCCAGCCUCCACUAUUCGGAUGAAGUGUAUCCAUUGCCGUUAGCCUUGAUCAAGCCAGCACAGUAUAGUGUUUCAGGUUGUAAGCAUCUAUGCAGUGAACCAGGGAAAGCCGCAGCAGCUAUAAGGGUGGGCCUGGCCAACACGGGAGCAGAACCAAAUUGUGCAACUCUAUGGUUGACGAUCCCCAAGUGCUCGGGAUGUAAGCUUGAGACACCGUCCGCGGAGCACUUGUCGGUGUACCGUAAGUAUGUUACUUACAUCCACUUUGGGCCGAUCGCUAUCGUCGCCUCACUCGCCUGGCUCUGCGAUACGACUGCCCACGAAAGACUGCUUGCUGCAUGGCUUUGA
Messenger RNA from Aspergillus niger, 537 nucleotides. RefSeq lists its product as hypothetical. NCBI's taxonomy places the organism in Eukaryota, Fungi, Ascomycota, Eurotiomycetes, Eurotiales, Aspergillaceae. Bases 1 to 537 code for a protein of 178 amino acids. The transcript has 5 exons. The record is from RefSeq and is a predicted model, not a curated record.